AUGCCUCCCUGGAUCGGACUUCUGGUGCUGGCGCUGGCCUUCGAGCAAGGCAGGACGCAGGCUGCGCAGGGUGAGGAAUGCGCGAUGAUGCAGACACGACCGGCUGCCAAGCCUGAGGAGCAGCCGGGGGAUCGAUUCAACAACGAGCCUGGAGAUGACAAGAUCUCGAAAGCUGCUUGGGGCAAGGCCCUUGAGUCUUGGGAGCGAGCUGGAGAAGUGGACCACGUCCGACACGGAAUGGACUUCGAACCAGCACUGGCACCUGAUGCAGGGCCUUUUCAAGAGGAGGCCAUGAAGUCGAAGAUCGCCGAAGUAAGACAAGCACAGGAAGAGUUCAUUCGGGCUACAGACAUGUGGAGACGUGCCGGGGAGGUGACCAAGGACGAAACGCAUUAA
Messenger RNA from Symbiodinium sp. CCMP2592, 396 nucleotides. NCBI's taxonomy places the organism in Eukaryota, Dinophyceae, Suessiales, Symbiodiniaceae. The record is from the annotation of a GenBank genome assembly.